AUGCCUGUCGCCAUCAAAGAAACCAAGCCAGCAACGCCAGCGAAGAUGAAGUUGUUGGAUGUAGAAGCGGUACUUGGCAGGCUAUCGCUGCCCGACAAGGUAGCUCUGCUUUCUGGAAAAGACAAUUGGCACACGAAGGACUUUGUCGCACUUGGUGUCCCCUCGCUCAGACUGUCAGAUGGACCCAAUGGUUGCCGAGGGACCAAGUUUUUCGAAGGCGUGCCAGCAGCAUCAUUUCCUUGUGCGACGGGGCUGGCGAGUAGCUGGGAUAUUGAGCUGUUGGACAAAGUUGGCGCUGCCAUUGGUGAAGAGUGCCGAGCCAAAGGAGUUCAUGUUCUUCUCGCCCCCACCGUGAACCAGCACAGAACUCCACUCAACGGACGCGGCUUUGAAAGCUUUUCCGAAGAUCCGUUGCUGAGCGGAAAGCUGGCUGGGAGCUUCAUCAGAGGAUGUCAGGCUACUGGUGUUGCGGCUGCCCUCAAGCAUCUGGUCUGCAAUGACCAAGAGACGAAGAGAGUGACCGAAGUCGACGAGAGAACUCUCCGCGAAAUCUACCUCAAACCAUUCGAGAUCGCUAUCAGAGAGGCCGAUCCUUGGCUGGUCAUGACAAGCUAUAAUCGUCUGAACGGGCUGCACUGUUCCGAGACAAAACGACUCAUUUCUGGUAUCUUGAGAGAUGAGUGGGGUUUCACAGGUGCAGUCGUAUCUGACUGGCACGGUACGUAUUCCACCGACGAGGCCAUCCAUGCCGGUCUGGAUCUCGAGAUGCCGGGGCCUUCUAUCAUUCGCGGACCAGCCCUUUUGAGGAUGGUGACUUGCGGAAAGGUGACAGAGGAUGAGAUUACGGAGCGAGCCCGACAGGUCCUUUGCUUAGUGAAUCGGUGCAUACCUUCCAGUAUCCCUAGUAUGGCGGAGGAGAGAGAAAACCCUGACCCUGCCCUCGAUACUUUACGAGAGUCAGCUGCGAGCGCGGUGGUCCUUCUCAAGAACGACACAAAUACUCUUCCAAUAUCAAGAACCGCCAGGAGAAUAGCCGUCAUUGGCCCCAAUGCUGGCAGGGCUUGUAUCUUUGGAGGUGGAAGCGCCGAAUUGAGACCAACGUACUCUGUCAGCCCUCUCGAGGGCAUCAGGAAAGCGGCUGGAUCAGCUUGCGAUGUGGUCUAUGCUGCUGGAUGUGACGCACAUAAGCUUACUCCCCUAUUGGGCGAACGAAUGACCAACUCCCGAGGCGCUAUGGGCUUCGACAUCUCUUUCUACAAUGAACCCCCUGAUCGACACCAGAAGGCUAUCCACAGCCUUUCGACUAGCAACUCCAACAUGUUUUUCAAUGACAACCUGCCCGACUCACUCGAUCGCGCAUGCUAUGCGACAAUCACUGGACAUUUCACUCCCGAGCGGUCUGGUGUCUAUGAAUUUGGUAUCGGUGCCUUGGGGGUGGUGGAUAUGUAUAUUGAUGAUGUUCUGUUCAUCGACAACACCACCAAUCCAACUCCAGGAGAGCUUUUCUACGGGAAAGGUUCCCGGGAAGAGACGUCGGAAGCACACCUCCAAGCAGGCAUUGCUUACAGUAUUCGCCUCGAGUAUGCUUCGCCGUCCGCAUCUACCAGCUUCGUCGGUCCCCUGGCGCUUAGCUCCAGAGGUGGUGUCCGAUUCGGUGGCUACCUCAAGCUUUCUCCGGAAGAGCAUCUUAAAGAGGCUGUUGAACUGGCUCAGUCUGCGGAUGCUGUUGUACUAGUAGCUGGUUUGAACUCUGAGUUCGAGACAGAGGGUUUCGAUCGUGCCGAUAUGGCCCUCCCUCCAGCCUCUCUCAAUCUCAUCGAGAAAGUCCUCGCCGUCCGCCCCGAUACGAUCAUCUGUGUCCAGUCUGGAACUCCUGUCGAGAUGCCUUUUGCAUCUCAGACCUCGUCCCUCAUUCAGCUCUUCUACAAUGGCAACGAAAUUGGGAAUGGUCUCGCAGAUGUUCUUUUUGGAGACGUGAACCCUUCAGCCAAGUUGCCUUUUACGAUACCGAAGAAGCUGCAAGACUGUGCGUCGCAUGCUGGAUCAACGGAUAUGCCAGGGGGCUUAAGCUUCCCUGGUAAAGAUGGGAAGGUGUAUUAUCAAGAAGGGGUAUUCAUGGGAUAUCGACAAUUUGUGAGCGGCGGGCCCGAGCCCGCAUUUGCGUUUGGUCACGGCCUCAGCUACUCGGACUUUUCCUAUACAUCUUGUCAGAUAAGCCGAAACGUCAUGUCAUCCAACCCCAACACGAUCGUGCGGUGCACUAUCACCAACAGCGGCUCUACCCCCGGACGAGAAAUUGUCCAGACAUACGUAUCGGCUCCCCUCUCUUCUAUCUCUCGUCCAUCACGAGAACUUCGAGGGUUCACAAAGACAAAGCUUCUCCAGCCUGGGGAAAGUCAAGUGGUCAGCAUCCGUCUCGAUCAAGAGGCUUUCGCAUAUCAUGGGGAGAAGGGGUGGACAGUGGAAAAGGGCGAGUAUCAGGUGCUUGUUGGAGCGUCGAGCGUGGAUAUCAGGGAGACGAUCAGUGUGACGAUUGAGGAGGAUUUCGUUUUCUGA
Molecule: messenger RNA, 2556 nt
Organism: Cryptococcus amylolentus CBS 6039
Lineage: Eukaryota; Fungi; Basidiomycota; Tremellomycetes; Tremellales; Cryptococcaceae
Exons: 11
Coding region: 1-2556 (851 amino acids)
Biological process (GO): glucan catabolic process
Molecular function (GO): beta-glucosidase activity
Source: RefSeq, a predicted model, not a curated record